Labrus mixtus (cuckoo wrasse) is the source of this 3696-nucleotide messenger RNA. Its product is annotated as CDK5 and ABL1 enzyme substrate 2-like. The transcript has 9 exons. Gene Ontology annotation, biological process: regulation of cell cycle. Bases 23 to 1564 code for a protein of 513 amino acids. NCBI's taxonomy places the organism in Eukaryota, Metazoa, Chordata, Actinopteri, Labriformes, Labridae. The record is from RefSeq and is a predicted model, not a curated record.
AACUGCCACAUUUCAAACUAGAAUGGCGACGGCCUUAUGCAGUCUACAAUCUACCGGCAGCAAACCAGCGAAGCUACACCGAGAGCACAGAAGAAAGGCGAAGGACUCAAGAAGGCGGCAGGCGGCCCUCUUGUUUCUUACCAAUAUCUCACUCGACGGGCGCCCCCUUUGUCAAACUAGCGAUGGAAAUACCGACCAGAACGCCGGCGAGGAGCUCCGACUCAGGGAGAGAGACGUCGGCACAACCGACGUACCCCUACCGGCGGUCAGCCAGCCAUCGGUCUCCCAGGUGACAGAGCUCGCCGUAGCGGGCAGUGGCUCGUCCUCCAGUGUCCAGGGGGUGGUCAGUCCUUCCCGACCUUCUUUGGUAAUGUCCCCCGGGCAAGUCGGGGCAAGUGCUGUGGGGGCUAACGAGGUAUUUUUGGAGGGAGGCAGUGUGGCCGAGACGCUAACGCCGGACACCCCACUGUCCCCUUUGCCCACUGUACACCAGCCGUGCUCUCGGGUCAGGUCAACACCCACCGCGCUGAGCCCGGUACCUUCCGGGAAUCCUCAGGAUACACGGCAGAGAUUGAGGAAUGUCUCUGGUUCUCCUGGGCCCAAGGUGCCAAAGAAGGUCCACUUCAUCAAGAGCAUGAGGCAGUAUGAUACCAGGGGAUGCAGGAUUGCGCUGAUUUGUGCCAAGCGGUCGCUUUAUGCUGUUUUCUCAGUGCUGCCCUAUGGAGAGAGUGCUCACCUCAGUGAAGCAAAGCUGGAGGCUCAGAGACAAAGGUUGUCGUCCGUGGUGGUGGUUGACCUGCUGCCUUCCCUGGAGGGGUUGGAGCUGGGGGCCUAUGGCAAGACAGUGUCGUAUGCCCAGUUUCUUUAUCCGACCAAUGCCUUGGUAAGGCAGAAAAACAACAACGGAACAGCAGAGAGCUGCACAGCUCAGACCCCUCAGCCACGUUUCCGUGGCAACGGGCAGAGGAACUUCACCCCUGCUCGCCCGAACAACGGCAUUGCUCCAGACCCAUGUACAGAGGAGGUGGUGGAGUACGAUCCCAACGUGCUCAGUGACCCUCAGUGGCCCUGUGGCAGACACAAGAGGGUUCUGAUAUUUGCAUCAUAUGUGACAACUGUGGUGGAGUACGUGAAACCAUCUGACCUGAAGAAGGACAUGAAUGAGACUUUCAAAGAGAAGUUUCCUCACAUCAAACUAACUCUGAGCAAGAUAAGAAGUCUGAAGAGGGAGAUGCGGGCCGUGAGCGAGGAGUUCGGUCUGCAGCCGGUUACCACAGCGAUGGCUUUUGUUUACUUUGAGAAGCUGGUGCUGCAGGGCCGCCUCAAUAAGCAGAACAGGAAGCUGGUGGCGGCGGCGUGCGUGUUGCUGGCUGCAAAGAUCAGCAGCGAUCUGCGGAAACCAGAAGUUAAACAGCUGAUUGAUAAGCUUGAGGAGCGUUUCCGUAUAAACAGACGAGAGUUGAUUCCUCUCGAGUUCCCCGUGCUGGUUGCCUUGGAGAUGGGACUUUACCUCCCAGAGAGCAAGGUCAUGCCGCACUACCGCAGGCUGGUGCAGCAGGGUUAGACCGGAUCCGGGGAAGUCUGACACUCCAGUGGUUUCAUUACCAACAUCAGCAGGUGUGUGUCUGUGUGUGUGUGUGUGUGUGUGUGUCUGUGUGUGUCUGUGUGUGUGUGUGUGUGUGUGUGUGUGGUAAAGUCAGUAGAACUUUAAAUUAAAUAUGACCUUGCGUGUGUGCAUGUGUGGAUGGACCAGUUAAUAAGCUGUGGUGUUUCUUCUGGUACUAUUUAUGUCUGUCAUUUGAGACUCGAGUCACUCACUGUAUAUGAAGAAUGACUGGUUUACACUUGUUGGCAAAUAUAGUGGACAAGAUGGGAUGUGUGUUUUAUGUGUGCCAUUCUGAUGUUGAUCCAUGAGCUCUAUGUUAGAGAUGGUCAAUGAGCACAUUAAUGGUGCUUUUAUUUCUUUAACUCCUGACCCUUUUUUUUUUUUGUACUCUCACUUUGUAUUUACCAUAAAUGACAUGGGCGCUGUGAUGUUUGUGUUUGAAAACACUUCACCUGCACCUUUCUCUUUACUAUACACAGCCAGCCUGUAUAGUAUUUAUUAUAACAAAGAACUCACUGUUGAUUUUUGUGUAUGCCUUUUUUAAUUCACUGUGACACUGAAGUGUUUUUAACCAUUCAACUGAAACAUGACACUGUAGGUUGAUUAUGUGUGAAAUGUAAUAUUUGGUUGUAAUUGGAAAUUAAGGAGGCCUUUUUAAUUUAUGCUGAUUUUAUUUUUCUACUGUUGUGCCACAAUAAUGGAGCCGCAUUCAUAUAUUUAUCCUGUUCUUGCAUUUUAGAGAGUUCCCACUCCUGUGCCAGCUCUGUGUUCUGACUUUACAGAUCUACAGAAUUACUACUGUGUUGUUGUGAUGAACAGGAUUGAGGAGGCAUGUGAUUACAGUACAUGUUUUUGUUUUUGUUUUGUGAUAAUACCCAGGGAUUUGUCUUCUUAGGAAAAAUGCACUGGUCACGCUGUUUGUCAAAUAUUCAGUUCUCAGGAAUUUUACUUUCUACUUAUCUUUGAAUGUCUCAUCAUAUCGUAUCUAACCCAAAGAGAUGUUUAAAAUAGGGAUGCACCGAUCUCAAAAUGUUCACUCUAAAUGGCGAGCUCUGGGCUGUUGAUGCUGAAUAUGACUAGGAGUAUUUAGAUAAUAAGCUCCAUCAUUUUCCUAAAAUUGUGAAGUAACAUGCAACACAUAAGCAGAUAAAGACGUGCCAUUUUUCAUGUUAACUUAAUUAUUUGUUAAUAUAAUUGUGCAACAGCAAAGUGCUAAGGAAAUCUGUCAGUGUAAAGCUUUGAAAUUGUUGCAACAAACUGAUCAGCCACAAACUUCAGCAUAAAACAAAAGCCCUGUUCUGACUGCCUAUUCAAUGUAAUGUAUUAUAUAUAUAUAUAUACAACCCUGUGACGUCUCACCUUCAGUAUGAAGGUUACAGAGCCUUAUGGGGGGAUGAAUUGAUCCUACAUUAGCUGUUGAAGAUAGUUAUAGAGGCGUUACAGGGGUUAGACAGGAUCUGCGGUGCCAGCAGGGGAGUACAGCGCUGUGUGUGUGUCGAGCCCCCGCCUUUUCUCUAGACAUUGUUUGGUUCGUUUCAGCGCUGUUGUGGAAUCCCACUCUGAACAAGGCUAAUGAUGCGUGACGUAGUAAUGUUGACAAUCAUCAAUUGAAUUGAAUAGAUCCACCCAGAAAUGGCCCUCACAUUACCAUAUCCAGCUUCUGAAUACUAUCAAACGCUAGAACUGAUAACCAGUUAGUUACCAGUAUGGGAUCGGUGCAUCACUAGUUUAAAAAAAAAAUGUUACUGUAGCUCUCAUGUUACUGAAAUCAUCUGUGGGCCAUUGUCAUCAAUAACCAGUACAGAGUGUAGAGCUUUGAUGAAAAAACUUUUGAUGUCCGAGUUGCUUCUACAAGUGCCACAUUGUUUUACACCUGCAGGACUUCCUGUGUACUCACUCUUGGCCUGUAACUACAGUGGCAGUGAAAGAGUUAACCAUGUGAUAUUUAUUGUUGACAUUUCUCAGUCUUGCUGCUGUCGAGAUCUAUAAACGUUCUUGUCUGUGAAAGAUGAUCAGGUGUGGAUGGUGAUUGUUUAAUGUGUGCGUCUGCAGUCGUGAAAAUUGUGUUGCAAUAAAAGUCCAUACAGAUC